AUUCCAAUGCUUUGAUGAGCUGAGUUUCAAUCUUUGUUGAUAUGAGCUGUAGGGCUUGAAAAUAAAAAUGGGCGAAAAUUCAUUAUCUUUUGUUAGCAAAACUUCCGCUCUAGACCUCUCAUGCAAACCGGUUCCCCAUUUGAGAGAACAGAAAAUCUCUGAAAACUCAGACUUCACUUCCAAUGAAGACUUGAGCAAUGGAACUGAACGUGAUUCAUCCAGCGUACAAGAAGUGACUGGUAACUAUGCCAACAUAAUUGUUUCUAACAGCAGCAAACCCAUUAGUGUGCUAGAACAUGCUCUAACUUGUGAAGUCCAAAUUGAGAGUUUGCCGUGUUCUGAUGACGAAACAAAUCUUGGAGUAGAAGGCGAUCUGAAGCAAGAAUUUAUUGUCGAAGAACCCGAUUCCGGAGACGAUAUUGACCCAAACCAGUCUUCUAUUAAGAAUUCUUUCCAAUUAGCGUCAGGCAACGCUGACAAGAAUUUAAAUUAUACGUUGUCAUCGAGAGCUUCAAACCUGGUUAACUGCUCCUAUGAUGAAUCAUCUAAAGAAAUUGUACCAUCCCAAGAUGAAAUUAAGUUUUCAACCAGUGACGAUAGAAACCACAGCAAAGAAGCUGAAAUCGACCAGUAUCAAGGCAAACAGGCUUGCUAUUGUGUAGAAACGAACCAACAAGUUCCUCAUUUAGCAACCCGGCAGCGACUUGGAAAUUACAUACGACCUACUGGCCCCGCAUUAAACCAGGCCACCGUAUCUGCAUCAUAUGUUGCAAAUGCUGCAAUGCACACCACCGAAGAUGCAUCGUGUGGUAAUGUAAACGGAAAAAGAGAAGAAAGUGUUUAUGACGGCCCUUGUAAUGUACUAGCAACCACCUUCACUAAAUGCAAUACAAUCCAUCACAGUGUGUUACUUGAAAACUCUAUUCCCACUUCCAAUCAAUUUCCCACUUGUUCUGUACCUUUGUCCAACUGUCACAAUUUAAACUACAAUACAGAUGAAAAACCGAGUAUUACUCCUGCGGCUAAUCAUAAAGUAUGUGGUGGUACAUCUGCUAAUUUAGUCUCCUCAGUACACAAUACACGUAAUUAUGAGACCUGUCAAAGAGAGCCGCCGUCAUUUUCUAACUAUGCAGACACGGCAACAAAUAUUACCCACUUAGAAAAUGCCACUGGUAGACUAUACCAUGGUGUCAAUUCUGACUAUCAAGUGAAUCAAUUUUCGCCUUCCUUCAAAAAUCUCGAUCACGUAGUUCCGUGCAAUUGUCACGGGCAAAAUUAUAGAGCUGAAAAUAAUGUGUCCCAAUUUGUGCCUAGAGGGGGGCCCUUCUCAAAUCUGUCUCAAGUUGCCCCUAGUUGUCCGACCCACCCUUCUUCAAACAGAAAUCAAGAAGCAGCGCCCAAAUACCAUCACGCAUUAACCUCAAACAAUUCCAUUUACGAGGCGUCUAAUAGUCACGCUUUUAACCCUGAAAUAGACACGAUGAUACCAUAUAGUAGUAAUAAUGGCACCCCGAAUUCAACCUCUAACCCUGGUCGCAGCUCACAGCAAAAUUUGAUAUAUUACCAAGCCCACAUUCCAAACCAGCACAGAGAACUUGUACAUUCUUUCCAAGUGAAUCCAAACAACCUGACACGGGCUAAUGAGCACAUUAGUGGACAGAUAAAUACCUCUAAUUUAUGUUCACAACAACAGCAACACUACCAGGCUAAUAAUAGAUCUGCAAUAGAGAAAACAAAUCCAGACGGUAGUAUAGCAGCGUCAAGAGUACCAGAAUUAGUUUGUCAUAACGGAAUGUCCACUUCUAAUCAGCCUGUUUAUUACGAAGCACCGUUGAAAGCAGCAGUGAAUAACGGCAGCAGUUCAUCGACGUCUUGUAAUUCUUGUCACUCGGUGAGAAACGCUGAAGUAGAUGGCUUAGAUAAUUUAGCGAGUAAACAACGAUUAGCUGGGAGUUUAAGUACAGCGUCGGAUCCAAGUGACGGUUCAGGAGGGUCGGUUGGUUCAAAUCCGGUGAGCGGAGGUUCGAGUCCCGAUGACGAUGCCUCGACAUACUCGAGUGGGAGUAAAGCGAGCUCGGCUGUUGAUACAUCGUGUGCAGUGAGGCCUAAGAGUGGAGUAGGCAAGGUGAAGGGAUCGGCAAAUAAGGAUAGCAAAGGAGCAGCGAGCGACGAAGAAGACCACGAGGAAGGCCACAAACUACUCAAAGCAGACGAGAAGGCACUAAACUCACUGGACAAGCACAUUGGGGAGUUGCCUAAGAACUGUUUCCAGGGCAAGCGCCUCACAGCCUACGGGGGCAGAGCACCCGGCCCAGUGAACCCUGACUCACUCUACGAGGGCAUUAAAUACAAGUGUGCAUAUCUAGGCUCCACUCAGCUCAUAUCCACGUCCAGACCAAAUAGAACACUGCGAAUGCAACAGGCACACGAAGCAGUGACUCGGAUCAAAGCGCCGGACGGAGAGUUCCAGCCAUCGGUGGAGGUGUAUCUGCACAUAUCCACUGAGAAACUGGCACUUGUCAACAUGGACAACGAUCAGUCUAUCAUAGAACACCCUCUCCGCACCAUAUCAUACAUUGCGGACAUUGCUAAUAUCAUAGUCAUCAUGGCCAGAAGGAUACCGGCGUUCAACACUCCGUCAGAGCAACAACAAUCAAACAACAACAACAAUGACUGUGAAGCGAAAGGAGAAGAAGACGAGGCUUCUCAACAGCAGAGUGAAGGAGCCGAGGGUCAGGCGAGUCAAGACGAAACAUGCUAUGAAGGCCAACAAACGCAAUAUGCAAAUGAUUUGGAUGCAGAGGGAUUCUCACUCAAGCCAAACAAGAUAGUGUGCCACAUUCUGGAAUGUGACAAGGCUCAACUGAUAGCCCAGAGCAUAGGCCAGUCCUUCCACCUAGCCUACCUGGACUUCCUCAAGCACAACGGAAUCGAGGAUGAGUCGGCACUCGAACUGGAGUACCUCGAUGUGCUCAACUCACAGGAACUGAAAGGCGAAGAUUUGAUGCUCUUUGCGAACAAAGAGGCCUCUAAAGAUGUGACAAUCUUCAAGCAAAAAGGAGAAAUUACAGGUAUUGUCGUCAUUGAAUCUGGCUGGGGAUCCGUAGUGCCCACCUUCGUCAUAGCCAACCUCAGUCCCACGGGACCUGCCGCGAGGUCGGGGCUCUUGAACGUCGGUGACCAACUCCUGGCGAUUGACGGAACAAGUGUAGUGGGUCUUAGUCUAGCCAAAAUACAAGCGAAAUUGAAGUCUUUGAAGUCUGAAAUGGCAACCAGAUUAACUAUAGUGCAAUGUCCGCCGACAACUACUGUGUUGAUAAAGAGACCUAGUUUGAGGUACCAGUUGGGAUUCAGUGUGCAGAAUGGAACCAUUUGUAGUCUGAUGCGAGGAGGAAUUGCUGAGAGAGGCGGAAUUAGAGUGGGUCAUCGCAUCAUUGAAAUCAACCGGCAGAGUGUGGUAGCAGUGCCGCAUGACAGAAUAGUGGAGAUGCUAGCGACUAGUGUGGGACAGUUACACAUGAAGACCAUGCCAUUGCCCAUGUUCAGACUACUCACUGGCCAAGACACGCCCACCUACUUCUAGCACAAAAAAACGCCUCCAGUCCAAAAAAACGCCUCCAGUCCAAAAAACGCCUCCAGUCCUGUCGACGCGAGUAGACGUCAAUAUAUCUGUGGAAAUGGAAAAAAUACACUAAAAAGCCGAAUGAGACCUCUAAGAAUGAACUAGAUUUUCGUGUAAAAGUCAUGGGACAUAUUAAGAAGUUCAAGACCUUUUCUACCAAACUGUCAUGAUUAUUUUCAAAUGACUGAUUUCGAAUACCGAUGAAUACUUCAAUCUGCGAAAGGCUGAAUUUACGGCUGAUAGAUUAGACUAGUAAAUUUGAGUGUCAACGAAUAAAUGUAAAAUUAUACUAGUCAUCGCCCUUCCACAUUUCGUUCUUUUUUCUUCUUUUACCGGAAAAACAAACUGUUCUACUGCAAGUGCUGAUGAUAAGAGGGUGUCUUUUAUUGGUUAGUCGUUUCCCUCUUUGUUUGAUCGCAGCUUACGAACACGAACGAUCAAAUCUGGAAGCAAGAUACAUAUGGCCGUUUAACGAGAUGCCAAGGACAUACCAGAAUCACAAAUCGUGGCGAAAUCAACUUACGAGUGGUCGGAUUGCAGUUUCCGUCAAGCGCGGCUCCGUGACCCAGGUAGUGCAGGGGUGCAAAGGGCUCGGUACAGGCAGUGCAGUUGCCGUUAUUUGUGAUAUUAUUUAAUGUCUUCGAUGAACAAAAUGAACUCUUUUCUUGGUUUUACUCCCUUUGUGUACGCUCGUCUUUCGUGGCUGCACCAAAUUACGUAAAUGAAUUGUAAUUAUUAAAUACAUGAAAAAGCUUUAAAAGCAAAUAUUUUAUUUCAUCCCUCAGCCGCAGUACCUCUAAUUGAUUCACUCAAAAAGUCAGGAAAGAAUCAAGAUAAAAAAGUAAUUUGACCAUUUUAAGCGAGGUAGUUCUGUAAACUUUGACGUCAAAAGGGGGGGGGGGGGAUUUGAUUGAGAGAUCCUAAAUUCAUUAGAAUUAAAUAGUCUUCGGUCUAGAUUCUUACUUUGGUUAAUAUAUAUCAUAUUACGUGAAGUGCUUCGAACCAUGAAAUUUUGAUGGUGAAAACGGAACUGAAAAAGAUAGAAGGUAAAAAAGGCGUCGAAAUUCCCAGCGGAAAUUAGAAGUAAUUGCAAUUCGUUGGGAAUAAAUAAGUGUGAAAUUAUAAUUAUAAGAAGCCAAGUUUCCUUUCUCUUACUCAACAUACGCCAAACAUCCUUUUGCUUUUUACCGGUAGAUUUUGUUGUAAAGAUGAGAAGAAAUUCAAUUGUGUUCGUCAAGAGCGCAUUACAAUUGGCACUGGCUGCAAAUAGUGAUGUUAAUUAUUCGAAAAUGGGGUAGGAGAGAUAAUAAAAAUAUCAUUGUCUGAUCCAAUUCGUAGGAAGCAAAGAAAAGAGUCAUUGAAUGUUUCAUUAAUUUUGUAGAUAUGAGUUUAAUUCUGUCAAUUAUUUUGGUGCUUUAAUUAUACUGUUUUCAAUCAUGAGCGUUAAUAUGAGUAGAAACUGAAUGCAAACAGAAUAUAAAUUAGACUUA
This is a messenger RNA of Symsagittifera roscoffensis, 5112 nucleotides long. RefSeq names its product amyloid-beta A4 precursor protein-binding family A member 1-like. Lineage: Eukaryota; Metazoa; Xenacoelomorpha; Acoela; Convolutidae. Gene Ontology annotation, cellular component: cytoplasm; plasma membrane; dendritic spine. The transcript has 8 exons. The coding region runs from base 68 to 3583 and encodes 1171 amino acids. The record is from RefSeq and is a predicted model, not a curated record. Gene Ontology annotation, biological process: chemical synaptic transmission. Gene Ontology annotation, molecular function: protein binding.